UCACCGCUCGCCCCCCAGCAAUUCAUUUUUUUUGUGUUACGUAACCAGUCGGGUUGAGGAACCAUCGGAUUCAGUGGCCAUUGAGAUAUCAACGUUGUCUCAUAUAUUCGAGUCGUCAGACAUCACCAACAAUCAACGUCAAAAUGUUCGCCUGCACUCGAUUUAUUGCCCCAAUCGCCAGGUCGGCUAUCGUUGCGAGUAGCAAAACUUACUUGCGUCCUCUCAGCAGUGCUGUGAUCAAUCAGAGCCAGAGUCUCCAGGAGAGCCAAAGGCAGACUCCAGUUUGUUUGUCGCCAGUUAUCCGCAACUUCCAGACCUCAGCCAUUAGUCGUGACAUUGACUCGGCUGCCAAAUUCAUUGGGGCUGGUGCUGCCACAGUCGGAGUCGCUGGAUCUGGUGCUGGAAUUGGAUCCGUAUUCGGCUCACUGAUCAUCGGUUAUGCCAGGAAUCCAUCUCUGAAGCAACAGCUUUUCUCAUACGCCAUUCUGGGCUUUGCCCUGUCCGAGGCCAUGGGUCUCUUCUGUCUUAUGAUGGCUUUCUUGCUCCUGUUCGCCUUCUAAGCCGUUGAAACAACAUCCUCCAUAACGAAUUACCGAUAGUUUUAGUGCGUCACUGCCAAGGCAGCGUCCAUUCUCGCUUGAAACAAUAGUAAGAAUGCUGCUGUCUCUGGUCCACGGGAGCCCAUGAAAUCAUUAAGGAUGCAGUUACGAAUUAUCAACACGAUAAAUAAGGAAUAAUAGUCAAUGAAUAAAUCCACUUGGCAAGAUUGGUUCGAUCGGGGCUCGCGACGGUGCAGCUCAUCUGUUAUUUCUUUUCAUUUAACGCAUUAAGGACAUCAAAACGAGGCUGUAACACACUGAAUUUAAUAAAUGACAAAAAAUAAUAUCGAUGCCACGACAGUUCUAUGAUUUUAUUCUAAAUCAUAAGGAAAACCGUCACGUUCACCGUUCUAACCACUUGGGGCCUCCGAGCUCGUAAUUAUUUCAUGGCCUACCGAAUGAAAAAUCAUGUAGCGUUACUCACAAUUGUUAUUCAAGUAUAAGAAGAAAUUGAACAAGAAAUGAAUUUCAUUGUAUUGAAAGAAUCGAGAAUAGAAGGUUACUGAAAAUUGUUCAUAAGAAUAUCGAUUUUCAAACAGCCUCAUUACAAUUGCUAUCAAUUAUUACCAAUUGGAUACGUACGUUCCCCAGAGUAAUCGGAAUAAUGUUAUUGUCCUGAUGAAUCUGCACCAGCUCACGCAUCAUACGUCUUAUCAAUUGUUUGAAGGAUUUUUUAGAUCAUUGAAAUGAA
Fopius arisanus is the source of this 1290-nucleotide messenger RNA. RefSeq names its product ATP synthase, subunit C (gene ATPsynC). Bases 144 to 560 code for a protein of 138 amino acids. Gene Ontology annotation, molecular function: proton transmembrane transporter activity. Lineage: Eukaryota; Metazoa; Arthropoda; Insecta; Hymenoptera; Braconidae. The transcript is spliced from 5 exons. Gene Ontology annotation, biological process: proton motive force-driven ATP synthesis; proton transmembrane transport. The record is from RefSeq and is a predicted model, not a curated record.